Salvelinus namaycush (lake trout) is the source of this 6946-nucleotide messenger RNA. RefSeq names its product myotubularin-related protein 14-like. The transcript has 19 exons. The coding region runs from base 733 to 2694 and encodes 653 amino acids. NCBI's taxonomy places the organism in Eukaryota, Metazoa, Chordata, Actinopteri, Salmoniformes, Salmonidae. The record is from RefSeq and is a predicted model, not a curated record. Gene Ontology annotation, biological process: dephosphorylation. Gene Ontology annotation, molecular function: phosphatidylinositol-3-phosphate phosphatase activity.
GUGCUGGUUUCAACUUCCUGUUUACCACUUGUUCCUUGAGACAGUUCACGGAUUGCAACACUUCAACAGUCGUGUGCUUUUUGAUCAAGACUAAUAAAUACGCUUUUGAAUCGCUGCUGCUACGGAUUUAAUCGUUUUGGAACGGUUAAUAUUUUUUUGUCAUUACUGGGGAAGAGGAGAGGAAAUGAAUAAAUGACAGAGGAAACGUGACUAGGCCAGGAGUCCUCGCGAUUUCCUGAGUCAGGCGCCCGGAAUAUUCCUCUGUCAACAAACGGCUCAAUACAAAACAUACGAGUGAUGAGGGCAAGGACUAAAAACCAGUCAGCAUUCAUUUUUAUAGACAAAACGUUUAGUAAUGUGUUGGAUUUAACUUUAAGUGUGGAUACUUCCUAACAUUAUUUAACUUACGUUAGCUACUUUAGCUAGCCAACCAAAUCCACCACCACUAGCUUAGCCACGUAAACAAAUUACUAUACAUUCUGCUUGCCUGGCAAGUUUUACUAGGAAGGGUUAGCUAGCCUGCUGGCUGGUUAAUAUAUCCUUGUUUCUAGAGGGUACCAGCACAGCGGUGCCCUGAAUUCGGGGAGAAUACCCGGCUCCGGCCCUUUCAAGCGGGCAGUCAGGAAGAAACUGGCUGGGAAGGGAUGGCCUGGUGGGUCUUCCCGUUCCCAAGGUGCUGCGGUGUUUGAGUGCGGAAGAGUUCGGAUAGAACCCACGGUGGGUCUCGGCACGAUGAUGGCUGCAUUCCCUUCCGUGUCUGGGAGUCUCACGGCCUCCGGGCUAAUGAUAUCAGGCAGAAAGACUGAGGAAAUAGCGGAUUUGAUAGAUUUGUUUUCGAAGGCACAGUACAGAGCGAAAGAAGUCACGCCACGGGUUGAGACGAUAGAGAAGCGUUGCUUGGAGCUCUUUGGCCGAGACUACAAGUACAGCGUCAUCCACAACGCCAACGGGGAGGUGUGUGGCCACUACCCCCGACAGAUGGUCUUCCUGGAGUAUGAAUGUACAGAGCUCCAUAAAGACGGGUUUGAGAGCACAGUCCAGAUCACCAAGCUGCAGGAUCUGGUGAACCGCAGUAAGAUGGCCCGCUGCAGAGGGAGGUUUGUCUGCCCUGUCAUCCUCUACAACGGCAAACAUAUCUGUCGAUCAUCCACUCUGGCAGGCUGGGGGGAGCUAUAUGGGCGCACAGGCUACAACUACAUCUUCUCAGGGGGGAUUGAUGACACAUGGGGGGGGGAGGCUGAGCCAGAGGUUCCAGAGGAUGACAGUGCCAGCAACGGGGACUCUCAGCUCUUUGACAAGGUGCGGGGUCUGGACAUCAAGCUGCUGCGCUACCUCUCUGUGCGCUACAUCUGUGACCUCAUGGUGGAGAACAAGAAGGUCAAGUUUGGCCUAAAUGUCACCUCGUCUGAGAAGGUGGAUAAGGCCCAACGCUAUGCAGACUUCACCCUGCUCUCUGUGCCUUACCCAGGGUGUGAGUUCUUUAAGGACUACAAAGAUAGAGACUACACCGCUGAGGGACUAGUAUUCAACUGGAAUCAGGAUUUUGUGGAUGCUCCGUUGACAAUCCCUGUGUGCUUUACCAAGAACUUGAAUAUAGACUGGAGUAAAUAUCAGUCUUGGGACCUGGUCCAGCAGACCCAGAACUACCUGAAGCUGUUGCUUCACAUCAUCAACAGCGACGACGAGAGCGGUCUCCUCGUGCACUGCAUAUCCGGUUGGGACCGGACACCUCUCUUCGUGUCCCUCCUGCGUCUCUCGCUGUGGGCAGACGGUGCCGUCCACGCCAGUCUGGAGCCGGCUGAAAUCCUCUAUCUGACCAUCGCCUACGACUGGUUCCUCUUUGGUCAUAUGCUACCUGAUCGCCUCAGCAAAGGAGAGGAGAUUUUCUUUUUUUGCUUCAAUUUUUUGAAGCACAUUGUCUCAGAGAAGUUCUCUGCCAUGAAGAAACCGAGUUUCCACAGAAGGAAAAACUCUCAUUUCAAAGACACUGAUUUCACAGUGGACGACCUCUGCCAGUUGAAGUCCAGGGACCGGGGCAGCGUGACCAGUCUGAGCAGUGACUUCUCUCUGAUCACGGAGGACGUGGGCGGAGCCACUUGCCUCACCAACGACGCCGUGGACCUGUUUUCCGGCCAGCCCCUGGCAGCCUCCAGCUGGAGGAAGGGACACAACUCGUCCCCACAGACGGUGCUGUGGAACCGGCCCAACCCCCUGCAGGAGCGGCUGGCCCACCCCCUCAGUCAAGAAGCCAAGUCCUCCAGCUCGUCCACCUCCAACCAAUCAGAGCCGGGUUUUACGCACGCCGGCAGCAGUCCUAUGUCUGUGCCCGGGAGAAGGCUGGCGGCAGAGUACGCCCGCUCAGGCUCCUCCCUCUCCACGGACUACGGCAGCUGGCAGAUCGUGUCAGGCUGCGGCUCCAUCCACGACCGCGGACAGUUCCUGCCAAUCCCCACUGCCACCAACGACUUUCCCCUCCCCUUUAUCUUCCAGGACGAGGGGCCCAGCGGACGCAUUUGCCCGUCCCCCUCGGAGCGUCAGGCUCGUCUGGAGACGGUGAGGGAGUUGUUCCUGGCUGCCUACAGCUCCACCGUGGGCCUCAAGUCCAGCGCGCCCAGCCCCUCGGGUGCCAUCUCAGGCCUCCUGGAGCAGUUUGCCCGUGGCGUGGGCCUCCGGGGCACCAACAGCAUCGUCUGAUCUAGGGUCAGGUCUCCCCACCCCAAAUGUGAACUCUGGGCCCGUAAUCAUUGUAUUCAUAAAGUGUCUCAGAGUAGGAAUGCUGAUAUAGGAUCAGUUUUUCCUGUUAGAUCAUAUGGACAGGAAGUCCUGAUUCUAGAUCAGCACUCCUACUGUGAGGCUCUUUGUGAAUAUGGGCCCUGACAACCCCCCCCCCCCCCCCCCCCCCCCUCCCACUAAAUCCCGUCCUAUUGAAUUGCGGUCCACAAUCCGCAUUCAUCUCCAUCGAGGGAAGAUACAUAUCGUAUGGACUCUAAUAAAAAUAAAAAGUGCCAAACUUCUCUAUUCAGGGGUUGAAGCGUCCUUUUAUAUUUGUUAUAUUUUUUUAUAUAUAUACAUCUCAAACGUUACAUACCCUGGGUUUAUUUUGUUCUUUAAAUUUUUUAUUCAUGCAUUUCCUACGUUCUCUCUGGAGUUAUUCCUUUUUUGUUUGCCACAUUUUUUUGUCGAUUCAGGGAGUGUCUUGGGGGGGUGGCAAUGUCAGCCACACUAUCAAUAAGAGACAGAUGACCAUUGUACUUUAACGUAUGGAGCAUUUUUCUUAGGGAUUCGGUGCUAUGAGUGUGGUCAGAGUAAAAUUGACUUGUUACAUUCAAAGCAUAUUAUGUGGAGUUAUUUCUUUUCUGUUUUUAAAGUAAUUAUUUUGUAUUUAACGUGCUGAUCUGUCCUAAAUCGAGGACGCCACACUUCUCUUUAGUGAACGAACACUCAAGAAAUCUGCUAUUCACUGUUGAAUCAGAAGCUGCUAUUCAGUGCCGACUCAGAAGCUGCUAUUCAGUGCCGACUCAGAAGCUGCUAUUCAGUGUUGAAUCAGAAGCUGCUAUUCAGUGUUGAAUCAGAAGCUGCUAUUCAGUGUUGAAUCAGAAGCUGCUAUUCAGUGUUGAAUCAGAAGCUGCUAUUCAGUGUUGAAUCAGAAGCUGCUAUUCAGUGUUGAAUCAGAAGCUGCUAUUCAGUGUUGAAUCAGAAGCUGCUAUUCAGUGUUGAAUCAGAAGCUGCUAUUCAGUGCCGAAUCAAAAGGAAGCGUUAGCCAUAUAAUUGUAGUGAGUACUGUGGUUGUCAUACAAACAGCACUGUGUGCACAAGUGUGUCAGGGCAAUAGAAACAUGCUGUUUCUUUUUAGAACCAAAUUUGGCAUAGAAAAGUCAUAUCAAGCUGGAUGUAGCUUAAUUCUGUAGAAUUUAAUAUGUUGAAUCCUAUCAGCCUAUUUUUGAAUUGGUUACUCGUUUUUAAUAAUUUGACUUUUAAGGUCUGUUAAGUCACUUUUAUGUGCAGACAUUUAAACAAAGAAAUGUUGCGUUGUCGCCAUACAAAACAUUUUUAUGUGCAGACAUUUAAACAAAGAAAUGUUGCGUUGUCGCCAUACAAAACAUUUUUAUGUGCAGACAUUUAAACAAAGAAAUGUUGCGUUGUCGCCAUACAAAACAUUUUCACACGGUCUUCAGUAUGUCUAUGUGCACAUACACACCAUCAUUAGACUGGUCCCAGACCGGUUUGUGCUGUCAUGCUGACUCCUACGGUUGUGGCGUGAACAGAUCCAGGUUACACCAUCAUUACCUGGGCUUCAGACCACAUACCAGAAGCCAGACCUAUUAGUUGGCUGCGUUGAAAGUUCUUUAAAAGUCCUUCACAAGGUUUAGAUUUGAGCCCACUUCUGACAGCUAUUCGUAUGCUCAGUCACUUCAUCUCAACUUUUUUUCUCUCAGUUGUGCGACCUGAUGGCUCCGAGCCACCCUGCUAUCAUCCUUUGUUAUCGUUUUAUGUACUUUGUGGCUGCGUUCCAGACCGACUACAUUGCAGUCGGCUCGCAACACCUGGAUAGGUGUUAAACAUAUCAUCUUACUGCAUCAGAUCUAGCAAUCUGAAACCUGACUGUGCAGUCAAAGACAUGGCACAGAACCAUUGGUCAGUGCGAGCAGCAUGACUGCAAUGCAGUCAGCCUGGAACGUGACCUCUCUUUGUGUCUUAAGCCCCCGGAGGUAGUGUGGGAGACAUCUCUUUAAAAGUUUUGAAUCUAGAUCCGUCUCGUUACACUACACAAGUAUCUCUUCUGGACCUAGUUUGUCCUCAAAGUAGUGUAGUAUAAAGAGGCCCUAACAUGGUUAAUAAUAAAUUCAGCUAGUUUGCUUAACAUUGACAAUAUUGUCAGACUAGCUACAUUAGCCAUAUUGACAAGGUUGUAAUAGUCAAAACAUGGAUUUGUUGCCAUCUUUUGGUUGAAAAGGUAAAAGCUUAGUCCGUGGUGAAACAUCUCAACUCAGUUUCCCACUUGUAAUUGCGACUUGGAGGGUCUUUCAAUUGAAAUGUCCAACUCGGAACUAGAAGAUUCCGAUAACUUAUAGCACUUGAACGCUUCAUUAAUGGCCUAGUAAAAGCUCUCUUAUUGCUGCAUGAGCCAGUAGACUGGAACAGUUCUCUGCCACUGAACAGUGAUCUCUCCCUAUCUAUCCUAUCCUCUCCAUGUUCUCAGUUCCUCUUUGAGUUCCGAAACAAGCCUUUCAGAUCAGGAAGAUGAGACUUUGGCCACGUUACAGGCCACCUACGUUGCUGUUGCCUGCCAGUUCACAUCACGACUGGAUAGGUGUUUAAACAUAUUUAACCACGUCAUAUGAUUUAAGAAAAUCGGAUGCCCGACUGCUAAAUCGAUGACGUGGCACGCAACUAUUAGUUGCAGCAUUACUGCAAUGUAGUCGGCCUGGAAAGCGACCAUUAGGCAGGUAGCGAUUAUGUGGUCCAAUGGCAGUGUUGUGGCGUCAUUGCGUUGAGAGAAUAGUUUAAUGCCUCGUUCACGUCAUGUCGGAGACUCUGAAAUGUACGACUUGCUGAUUCGUUGUAGAAAGAUGAUACUUGGGUUUUCCACUUGAAGUAUCAGAAUCAACCAAUAUGAAGCUCUACGCAAAUUAUUUACAUUCAGUUUAACUUAAAGGUCCCGAGUUUUCGACAAGACGUGAAUGCAGCAUUAGGCAGCACUUACUGGGAUUUGUUUAGCUUGAUUGCGACGCCAAAUUGUUUUGACAGCUGCUGUACAGUACCGUACCUCAGGACCCUUUUUUGUGUCUUUUCACCUGGAGCAGUGGAAGAGAUUCUUAUACUGCUUGAGUUGUUUAAAAAAAUACUUUUUCAGAAUCCACAACGAAACAAAUACGCGCUAGCUACUAUGAUUUAAAACGCAUAAGUAGUUUCGGUCAGUGGAACCGCAAACUGCAAUCUAGUGGCUUUUCCCCUCUAUCAAUCACUUGAAUGCAAAAUGAUUAAUAUUUAUUCAGUCUUUGUUCAAUCACAUUUGUCAAUGGCAAUUUAUCAUAAUGAAGAGUAUUCUUUUGGGAUGAGAUCUUUCUGUCAAUCAGUAUGACAUAGAGCUGUUAAGGGGGUAGUGUUAAGAUUUAAGGAUAUUGGUGCGAGAUGUUACCUUUUCUAGAGUACUCACUUGUCAACCAGUGUGCGGACUGAUGCAAUAUUGUACAUCUGGGUAUACCUCAAUUGUCCAUUCUGUCUCAUUCAAUCUUCCAAAAGUAUUUUUUAUUGAACCUUUAUUUAACUAGGAAAGUCGGUUAAGAACAAAUUCAUAUUUAGAAUGACGGCCUACACCGUCCAAACCCAGACUUCAUUGGAAGCUUACCUGGUUGCUUUCACUUGUCCAAUCCUUUAAAAUCAAAAGGAAACCACUGUGCCAUUGGUCCUUCCUCCCACCUGAAUUUGAGAGAUGUUUACUUUUUAUUUUUUAUGAUUUUAAUUAUUUUACUACCAUCACAUCCUGUAGUAAACAACUCUGAUAUGAUUUAUCAUACCAAAGAAAUAUUGAAUAUGUCCAUGGUAGGAUACAUUGGUGGCACUUGGUUCUAUUCCUAUAGGUCCCUGAUGGUGGCUAUAGGCAGCCCGCCAGCCCUAGAGCCCCUAGAUUGUUUACAGUUGAUCCACACCACUCACUUCACACUGGGCACUUACCUUUUAGAAUUACACAAGCACCUCAAGCGAUUGUUAAAACUAGUUUAAUAUAGUACUUUUAGUAUGUUUUUUUUUUUUUUUUGUACCACUCUUGAUUUUACUGAAAUGCUUCAUUGCACACUAAUUUUACCUAUAUUGUCUGUGUCAAUAGAUUGACGUGUUUUUCUUUUAUCAUGUUUUUAAGUUGCUCUUUAAUUGUCGCCAGUGAGGCUACAUUGAGAAAGGUGAAUUGAUCUGCAGGUGGUAAUUAUGAAUAAAGAAGAAACAAAGG